Messenger RNA from Tachyglossus aculeatus (Australian echidna), 420 nucleotides. Its product is annotated as protein S100-B-like. The coding region runs from base 1 to 420 and encodes 139 amino acids. Gene Ontology annotation, molecular function: transition metal ion binding. The record is from RefSeq and is a predicted model, not a curated record. Lineage: Eukaryota; Metazoa; Chordata; Mammalia; Monotremata; Tachyglossidae. Gene Ontology annotation, cellular component: cytoplasm. The transcript has 2 exons.
AUGUCGGCCUCCAGAGUCAGCCAGGUAAAGACCCCCACCGAGAAGGCCAUGUUCGACAUUAUCGACGUCUUUCACAAAUUCUCCGAAAGAGGCGGCUACGAAGAUGGGCUGGAAAAGAAGGAAUUCGAAGAUAUGAUCCAUCAGGAAGCCCCACACUUCUACGAGAAAGUGGUCAAGACCCACGAAAAUCUGGAGAAAAUCUACAAGAAAGCCAACGUGGACGGGAACAAAUGGUUGUGUUUUAAAGAGGUCGUUAUGGUGCUGAGCAGCAUCGCCAACGAUUCCCAUAACAGAUCCCACCAGGAAGAAAAUCCCUGCGAGGGUUCGAACCCAACUCAAGGCCGCCCGGGUCAGGCCCCUUCCCAAGGCCAUGACCACGGUCACGAGGGCCACGGCCACGGCCACAGCCACCGCCACUGA